Oreochromis aureus is the source of this 6013-nucleotide messenger RNA. It is a transcript of the gene pdxkb, whose product is annotated as pyridoxal (pyridoxine, vitamin B6) kinase b. Gene Ontology annotation, molecular function: pyridoxal kinase activity. Gene Ontology annotation, cellular component: cytosol. Gene Ontology annotation, biological process: pyridoxal 5'-phosphate salvage. The transcript is spliced from 11 exons. NCBI's taxonomy places the organism in Eukaryota, Metazoa, Chordata, Actinopteri, Cichliformes, Cichlidae. The record is from RefSeq and is a predicted model, not a curated record. The coding region runs from base 998 to 1921 and encodes 307 amino acids.
CAUUGAACAGCAGAUGGAGCUGUCAGCCACAUCGCUCUCAUUUGGCCCAAUUUAUCUUCCAUAUACCUCUCUGUUUCUGCACCUUACACCCUUACAUUUCUCUGUCUUCUCUGCAUAUGUGAGCUAUCUUUUUCUGUGUUGCCUCUCUCAGUUUUGGCAUGUGGUGACAGAAGCAGCACUUGUCACUUCAAACCCCCAGCCCCCACCCACCGUCCCUCAGUCACGACUCUGUCAUAGAGAUGGUGUGAGUCAUAAAACACCAAAAAAGGAACACAGCACCAAACUACAUCCUAAAAAAAUCCUAAAUUUUGCUCUUGCUUUGGCCAUUUACGUGUUAGUCAUUUAUUUUACACUGCAUCUGAAUAACAAGUUAAUGUAAAAUGUUAUCUAUCAUAAUUCGGCUGUAUACAGAAUAGAAUUAAAUAGAAAUAAAUAGAAGAAAUAAGAGCUCAUUCAUUCAACUCCAGCUGUGCUGAUGGGGAUGCGCUUGUGGUGGUGACGUCAGUCGUUAGGCGGUCACACAGAAUGCCUGUGUAGAAUUACGGCGAGCGCGCGUGCGUGUAUGUGUGUAAAUUUUGUCCUUGCUGCGCGUGACCGUUCGGUUACCUGGGUCAACACAUGAAGGACUUUAAUGUCAACACUGCAAAAAGUACACACAGCGGUUACCGUAAAUAAAACGGUUCCCGCUGUUUGUGUGUGCGCGCGCGUGUGUAUCAUUGGCGUAUCCGCGCGACACCCCCUCUCCCCCCCCCCCUUCCCAACGUCACCGCUCUCCAUCACUAGCUAAGGGCUCUGGUUACAACCAGCGCUCACACAGACAUACGCGCGCGCACAGCCGCUAGCCAGCAGGCUAACUACAGUUUCCUCUUUCCCUACCGGCGGCGCGGUCGUUGCGUUCAAACUGUGUUUUCCCGGUGUUGUUAUGUGAAGACGUGACUCUCGUCGAAUAACGGAGAAUAUUUAUCUGCAUCUCUUCCUCGGCUGACCGGGAGCCGCCAUGGAAUGCCGCGUCCUGUCCAUACAGAGCCAUGUAGUCCGGGGAUAUGUGGGCAACAAGAGCGCCUCUUUCCCGUUACAGCUUUUAGGGUUUGAGGUGGACUCAAUCAACUCCGUCCAGUUCUCCAACCAUACAGGAUAUUCUCACUGGAAAGGUCAGGUCUUGACAGCAGAUGAGCUCCACGUUCUUUAUGAGGGGAUCAAACUGAACAACGUACACCACUAUGACUAUGUUUUAACAGGGUAUACCAGAGACACGUCCUUCUUGGAGAUGGUGGUGGACAUCGUUCAGGAGCUAAAGAGAGCCAACCCCAACCUGGUGUACGUGUGUGACCCUGUCCUUGGAGAUCAUGGAUCUAUGUAUGUUCCUCAGAAUCUUUAUCCUGUCUAUAAGAACAAGGUGGUUCCUGUUGCUGACAUCAUCACUCCUAACCAGUUUGAGGCUGAAUUAUUGACGGGGAAAAACAUCAGCACAGAGAAAGACGCUGUAGAGGUAAUGGACCUCCUCCAUGCGAUGGGCCCAGACACAGUUGUUAUUACAUCCUCUGAUCUUCCCUCAAGACUGGGAGACCGCUUCCUGGUGUCAUUGGGCAGCCAGCGUCAUGUUCGUCCAGAUGGCAGCAGGACAACACAGAGAGUGCGAUUAGAAGUUCCCAAAGUGGAUGCUGUCUUUGUAGGAACUGGAGACUUGUUUGCUGCUAUGUUGCUAGCGUGGACACAUCACUACCCCACUGACCUAAAGACGGCCUGUGAGAAAACGUUUUCAGUGAUGCAUCACGUUAUCCAGAGGACCAUAUCCUACGCUCACGAGUUAGCAGGUCCUGGUCGGAGGCCCAGUCCGCCCCAGCUGGAGCUGCGGAUGGUCCAAAGUAAAGCUGACAUAGAAGAUCCUGCUAUAGUUACGGAGGCCACAGUCAUAUCCUAACAUUGCCCACCCAUAAGACUCAUACUAACCUCUCCACCCAUAAAUCUCUCAGCUCCUGUAUCUCGGUAAAUCUCUCAUUACUGUAAACCUUGACUGUCAUUGCCUAACUUCAAUAACUCAUCAUCCAGACUCCUCAAACACCUUAGUAUUGUAAACCCUUUAGUCCUUUAACCCUUUGAAGUCCUCAGUGUCCUGAUCCCUAACUUAACCCUUAACCCUGUUUUGGAACCAGAGCCAUGGAUAGACAGAAGGUUUGGUCAGGGUAUCCGAGAGGACUUUGCAGCAGCUCUUUAGAAAUUUUUUGGGCUCUCCAGAUGACUCAGAUAGUGAACUUCCACAAGCACAAAAUGUCAUAUGUUAAGGUUAAUGAGAGUGAUGGCUUAAAAAAAGCAUCCAGUAUUCAGUCAUCUGCAUGACAGUGGAAUUGAUUUGGAGCUGGUAAACUGAGAUCUGGGCAAAAUUCAUAACUUUUAUAGAAAACAUGGGAGAGGUUUUGUUCUUGGAGUGCUGCUAGGAUAAGUUAUUAGUCUUACUUCUGGUUUAAAAUAAUAUUUUACCAUAUUUUAAGCUUCAUAAGACUGAUUAGUAAGUCUUAUCAAAAAGUUCUCAUGGAUAGCUUGAUAACGAUCUCGGGUUCAGAGUUUCUGUGGUUUCUCGUCAGUGUGGCUUUGGUUUUUUUGCCCCUGUAGCCACACUGAAUAGUGAUGUCAGUGUAUUUUGAUGCACGUCAGUCUAUCCACACCGACCCAGCUGCUGAAUAACUUUAACAACAGGGUCUCCCACAGAGUCAGAGUGUAUUUGUGGUGUUAGUAAGGGUCAUGCGCACGUGUCAACGUAUGUACGUGCACAUGAAAAUAGGUGUACCCAUGCUUUCUUAAAAAAUAAAAAAAACGAUAAAGAAUACAAACUUUUUCAUAGUCAAUAGCAAUAAUUAGCUGCAUCUACAGGUCAUCCUUGUUCUGCUCUGCAGUGAGCUCAGCGUAGGAGCAGUAGAAACAGUUCUCCACCUUCUGCAGGUUCUGAUUAUUUAUUAAAAAUUAUUUAAUUAGGAAAUGAUGGGAGAGUAUCUGAGUGUACUGGGACUAGAUGGGUAACAUAAACCUAUCCCAACAAGUGAAGACUUGUAAACUCCACAUGUGAGCUUCCUGCAUGGAGUCAACCCUCUUGAUGUGAGAAAACAGUGCUGCCAAGCAUACGGCUGACCUCUGGGUCAAAGCUGAUUUUCAGAGCAGAACAAGAAUUACUGUCAACAGCUGACUUGGAGUACGCACGACUGUGGGACGAGAUCUUUUUGGUGGAUGUAGUUGAGUUAUGGAACGUAUGAACGUACAUGGAACAUAUCUUGGGACCUGGAUUUGGCGAGUAAGCCGGUUGAUAGAGGAAGAAAGGCUUAGAGGGUCAGCGUUAGGAGUGACUUACCUUUCAUCCAAAGAGUGAGGCAGUUGUCCACGGAUAAAAAUUAAAAAAUGGUUGCAAAUUAUAACCGGGCAGGCCACCCAACUAAAGUCCCUUUGUGAAACCACUGAACAAGUUCUCCAAAACUCUACCUCAAAAUUAUUAAACUUGCCUACUUUAUUGCUCUAUUACUGCCACCCUGUUAAACUGGCAUAUUCUGUUUAUUUCUGACAGUGUUGCACUCUAGAAGUGGUUCUCCACACCCGACGCCAAGUUGCAAGACUCUAAAGAUCAAACACUGUUUUUCUAUGGCUCUGCCCACUCUUUUAAUCCCUUACCCGUCUUACAGCAGUGAUGUAAUGGUGACCAAGUUUAACCCCUGAGAUCUCUUGAAAAAUAUGAGAAAACAAACAAAAAAAAACGCACAAUGUAUAGAUGUUGUACUAUAACUGUAUUGGACCAUCUGUAUGAUAUCUUCUAUCUGAUCUGUCUAUUGGACCAUUGUGUUGAUGCUACUGUACUAUAGACUACACGCACUACAAUAUCACUCAAACAAGAGACGUCCGGGUUGGUUGUGGCACUCGCAGACGCUUCAGUGCCUCUAGUUGUUGUCACCUGAUAGUAACUGUCUAAAAAUCAUAGUGUAUAGUUGAACCCUUUUCAUCUUAGCACAACAUGAAAAAAAAGGGCAACCCGAGCGGCCUGAGCUGUCCCCAGCUGAUUGUAGACCACUCAGAAAUCGGCCACCUCAGUGCCAGAACCAACCCACGUCACGCCGGACGGCUGCCGGCCCAGCUCUCGCCCAGAACUCUAUAUCUGAAAGUUGAGCCACUGAAUUUACUGGAAGCCUUGAGUAGUAUUGAUAACAUCUACAAGCUCUGUAAACUUUUAUUUUUAAAAAUGAGCUUUUGAUUCCCAUCACACUCCACUGUGGUCUCUGUCACGUCUUAAUCUGCACCAGAAACCUGAAUUAGUCUAUGCAUGUGCAUAUGCAUUCCUAUUACCUUUAUGUUUAAAAGUAGUUGUUAGCUGUGUUAUGUAGAAAUCGUUCUGUUUGUUUUGGGUGCAGACUGGCAGUAAAAGUAUUUCAACCAAAUGCUGUGAGUUGAAUCUUGAAACGAAGAUUAGUUUUGCACUAAACUAAUACAGUUAAGUCAUUGUUAGUACAGCUUAAUCUGUUCAAACAGUUUCAGUUAAAUCAUUAUCUUACAAAUAUCACAAUAUAAACUAUUUUCCAGAGCUAAAAGUGAUUAACAAUAAAUGCGUCCCAAACCUGCCUCUCUAAUUUUUAGUUGCACAAAAAGACGAUAAUGGGAUAUAAAGUCAAGUGUCAGGGUUUCGAAAUCACAGUAUCAGCGUUUGAAUUACAUUAAUAUCUGUUAUAAAUGAAAAUAUAUUUUAAAUGGUAAAUCAGGUCAUCCUUUGUGUGUCUUUCAGCACAUGGAUUCUGAUGGAACUUUUACACUUCAUCACUUUACCCUCAUUUUUAUGGUAAAUCUGUUUUCGUGGAUUCACUUUGCUUUGUUAGUAAUUCACUUCUUGUUGUUUUUUUGGGACCAGUUACAAUUUCCCAGCAAUCAAGAGAAGUAAAAUAGUUCCAGGCCAAUUUAAAGUCCUCAGUUAUGCUAGAAAACCAGUGGUGGUAAUAUAACCUGUAGCUUUUCCACAGUGGAACGUGAUGGGAAGGGUGAGAGGAGAGCAAAUGGCAACAGUGGUCAUGAGCUGGUUUCAAACCAAUGAUGUCGCAAGAACUUGGGAUGUGCCUUAGCCCACUGCGCUACAAGGGCACCACAAGAAAGGAGAUUUUAGUUUUAAAUUACCUCCAGAAUCUUUUUUCUCCUCAAUUUUGGAAAGUGCAAACCAAAUAUUCAGAGGCUUAAAAAAACGAGAAAAAAACCAGCCAGAAGCCAUCAGUGAUCCACCUGAGCUGGAUGUAAGGUUCUGGGCAAGUCAGUGUAUUUCUGUACUGCUGUUGUUUCUCUAUGGACUGUACUGUGAUACUGCCUUAGGAAUCUAACAUCAUAAUACCACAAUACUACUCACAGAGAGGAGGAGGGGAGGGAAGGAAACAUGAGAAGUCUUAAAUGUAGGUAAAUGUUCGUGUGUUUAUCUUGUUUUUAGGAGUGCAAUUACUGGACUUAUUGUCUGGUUUACAAAAUUGCAGAAAAUUGACUCUAAAUCGCUUUUAAUUCCAACUAAAACAAUGAAACCCCAAAAAUAUAAAAUUCAGUAAAUAUUUGUAAAACAGUAUUUUUUGCUUUUUUCUGGGUGAAUGACUAAUUUGAAAUUGCAGUGUGGGUCAGGUUUAUUAAUAAUGAUCCAAAACUAGACAGAAGUUAGAAAAAAAUAACUGAAUGAAAGUCACUUUAUGAUGUCAUGGAGCUCCGUGUGUGCGCACUGCUGAGAAAAUGAAUGCAGAGACUUUGUGAGCUUUGCAGUUUGCGUUAUAGAGCAGUCAGUGAUUUACCUGCCUGCAAACCUCAGCACAAAACAGUUUUGUUCACAACUUCUAGAUUUCCACCUGCACCAUCGUAACAUCUUCUCCUCCAAAAAGUGGAACAUUCCUUGUGAGAUUUGUAAAAGCCUCACAAGGAAUAGGUACAAAAUAUAGCAUACAAACAGUUAAUUAACUGUUUGCAGUUAAUUAAAAAUGGAUUUCAUUUAACUCAGAUUGUUAAUAAAUCUGUCCCUAAUUGA